AUGGUAGGGUUUUGGAUGAGUGAUGAUGGUGAAUGGAUGAUUGGAUUGAUGGAUUGGAGGAUUGAUGGAGCUAGGGUUUCGAAUCAAGAAGAUGAUUGUGAAUUGUUCUUGAUUCGGGUUGUAGAGAGGAUGAUAGAUGGAAUGGUGAGAUAUGCUGCUAUUAAUCUUGAUGGAAAAGCUAUGAAAUGGCAUGCUGCUUUUGUUAAACAGUUAACUAAACCAAUAACAAAUGUUGCUUGGUUUGAAUAUUCUAGUAGUAUUGUUGAAAGUUUUUCUACGAAUCAAUUCAAUGAUCCUAUGGGAAUUCUGACUUCUACUAUUCAAAGUGGUGAAUUAGAAGAGUUUUGUGAGAGGUUUGAUGAAAAUUUGUUGAGAGUUAACAUUUGUGAAGAGUAUGUUGUUAGUAUAUUCUUGAAUGGCCUUAAACCAGAUUUGGCUGGUUUAGUAAGGAUGUUUGAACCAAAAACAAUGAAAGAAGCCUAUAAAUGCUCAAAGAAACAAGACAUGGCCAAUAAGAAUUUAUCAAGAACCAAAUCCUAUUCAAACCACUCCAGUAAAUUCUACCCAAGUCCUACACCUGUAUCAGCCAAUAAACCAAACACUAUACCCUUUUCAACUUAUAAACCUAAUACAACUCAUUCAUCAAAUAUGAAACCACCAGUCAAUACCAAUCAUUUACCCUUAUUACCCACACCACCAACUAAUCAAAGGCUGACCAACAACAAUAAAAACAGAUUGAAUCUACCCAACAAAGAGAUGGAGGCCAAAAGAUUGAGAGGGGAAUGUUUUUGGUGCCCAGAAAAGUUCUCAUCCACUCAUAAAUGUCCUAACAAACAACUUUAUGUACUAGAAAUAGAGGAUGAGGAUGAGGGUGUUGAUGCUGAAUGUCAAGAUGCAGUAGAUACUAUGAUUGAUACAACAACAAAUGACCCUCUUAUUUCUAUCCAUGCAUUGACUGGGGUACCAUCUUUUUCUACCAUGCAAGUGGUUGGUAACAUUGGUACCAAAACCUUACAUAUUCUCACAGAUUUAGGAUCUACACAUAAUUUUUUGGACGAAAAGUUGGCCCACAAACUUGACUGCAAAGUAGAAGAAAUUGGUCCUAUGAGAGUUGGUGUAGCCAAUGGUCUUCCUCUGUUAUGCACAAAAAUCUGCAAGAAUUUUGAAUGGCAAAUGCAAGGGCUGUGGUUCAAUGCAGAUGUAUUGGUCAUUCCUUUGGCCAGUUAUGAUAUGGUGUUAGGAAUUCAGUGGUUGUUACCUUUAGGGGAUAUUAUAUGGAAUUUUAAGGAACUUACAAUGCAGUUUAAAGUGGGGAACAAGUCUUAUAUUCUCAAGGGCAGUCAAAACAAUAAGUUGUCAUUUUGCUCAUUGGAAGUGAUGCAUGAGUUAUUGACAUCAGAAAGGCAGGUGGUACAAGGUCACAUCUACAGUCUUAAGGUGGAUGAACAAAAAGACCAAUUCCAGCACAAAACUGUAAUCUCUAACAAUGAAUUUGAUGAUGUGUUUGAAAUACCUAAGUCAUUACCACCUCAUAGGGCUUAUGAUCAUAGAAUAGUGCUUAAGGAUGAGAAUGUUACUAUCUCUCAAAAGCCUUAUAGAUAUCAAGUGGCACAAAAAGAUAUCAUUGAGAAUAUGACUAAGGAACUUUUGGAUUCAGGGGUGAUAAGGGGAAGUACAAGUCCAUUUGCUGCUCCUGUAGUUUUAGUAAAAAAGAAAGAUGGAAGUUGGCGAAUGUGUAUAGACUAUAGGAAAUUAAAUGAUGCAACAGUUAAAAAUGGGUUCCCAAUCCCCUUAAUUGAAGAUUUGUUGGAUGAGCUUGGGGAAGCCACUGUUUUUUCGAAGCUGGACCACAGAUCAGGGUAUCAUCAGAUUAGAAUGUGCCCUGAUGAUGUUCAUAAGACGACUUUUAAGACUCAUGAAAGACACUUUGAGUUUUUGGUAAUGCCAUUUGGUCUGACCAAUGCUCCAACAACCUUCCAAGCCCUUAUGAACCAUACCUGCAAACCUUUAUUGAGAAAAUCAGUUUUGGUUUUCUUUGAUGACAUUCUGGUCUAUAGCAAGAACCUUAAAUAG
Helianthus annuus (common sunflower) is the source of this 2073-nucleotide messenger RNA. RefSeq lists its product as uncharacterized. The record is from RefSeq and is a predicted model, not a curated record. Bases 1 to 2073 code for a protein of 690 amino acids. The transcript has 3 exons. NCBI's taxonomy places the organism in Eukaryota, Viridiplantae, Streptophyta, Magnoliopsida, Asterales, Asteraceae.